AUGAGCGCUGGAGAUCUGCAGCUUCCCCCUGGAUUCAGAUUCCAUCCGACCGACGAUGAGUUGGUGAUGCACUACCUGUGCCGCAAGUGCACCGGCCAGUCCAUCACCGUGCCGAUCAUCGCAGAGAUCGAUCUGUACAAGUACAACCCAUGGGAUUUGCCGGGUAAGCCCUCCCCCUCCCUUCCGAUUUCUCUCCGACGCCCCCAGUUGACCAAAAUUUCCCCCUCCCAUUCCCCUUCCCCUUCCCCUUUCACCGUUGGAAGAAAUCGUGCAUAUAGAACCUAUUUCUGAUUCUAUUGCUCCAGCCGAAUGAACAGAUAUUUAAUCUGGUGAAUUCGGGAUAUUUACUUCUGCAAUUUUCUCAUUUUGUCCAUAUUUUUCAUAUUAUCUGCACGGAUUAAUUAAUCUUUCGACGGCCAAAAAGGAGGUGAAUGAAUUCAUGCGAAGAUCUCCGAUUAGUUGGAAGAUGUAUCGUGUUUCACUUUUUUUUACGAAACUCGAGCUUCGUGCGCGCAAACGUCUGGUCCUGAUGAAGAUUUUGCUCUGAAUUUCUUGAACAGGGAUGGCGCUCUACGGUGAGAAGGAGUGGUACUUCUUCUCCCCCAGGGACCGCAAGUAUCCCAACGGCUCGAGGCCCAACCGAGCCGCUGGGACGGGUUACUGGAAGGCGACCGGCGCCGACAAGCCCAUCGGCAUCCCCAAGCCCCUGGCCAUUAAGAAGGCCCUCGUCUUCUACGCUGGGAAGGCCCCCAAGGGCGAGAAGACCAACUGGAUCAUGCACGAGUACCGCCUCGCCGACGUCGACCGCACCGCCCGCAAGAAGAACAGCUUAAGGGUAGGUUCCUUCUCUCUCUCUCUCCCCCCCUCCUUCUCUCUCAUUCUCGCCUCGAUCUGGGUUUACUGAUUUCUUCUACUUGCGUGUUGGUGUGCAGUUGGACGAUUGGGUGCUGUGCAGGAUCUACAACAAGAAGGGCGGCGCGGAUAAGCAGAUGAACGCUGACCGCAGGGCGGCGGCGGCGGCCUCUAGAGGCCCGCUUCUGCUUCCAAAGCCGGAGCUGGAGGGGACGGCGGCGCCGCUGCAGCAGCCGGCGUCUGAGUUCCUCUACUUCGACUCGGACUCCAUGCCGAGGCUGCACGCCGACUCGAGCUCCGAGCACGUGCUGUCCUCCUCGCCGGACUUCGCCUACGAGAGGGAGGUGCAGAGCCAGCCAAGGUGGACGGAGUGGAACCGGCCCUCCUCCCUCGACAUCCCUUUCAGCAACGCCGACGCCAUGGCCGCCGCCGUCGCCGGCGGCGGGGGAUUCUCCUCGUUGGACGGAGGGCUUCUAGGGACGCUCGGGCAGUUCUCCCCUCUCUUUCAGGACCCAAUGCAGGACGUGUUCAAGUACCUGCACAAGCCCUUCUAA
Spirodela intermedia is the source of this 1406-nucleotide messenger RNA. The record is from the annotation of a GenBank genome assembly. Lineage: Eukaryota; Viridiplantae; Streptophyta; Magnoliopsida; Alismatales; Araceae.